AUGUCUUCUGAUGCUCCCAAGACUGACAUAGACGAGCAAACGCAACACGAGGCAGAAGUGGCGGCUGUUCUGGAUGUCGAUGUGGCACCUGAAGCUGACCUCGAUGGUGACGAGUGGGGCGAUCUCGAUGCUGAGGAUUUCGAUGAUCCAUUGAUGGUCAGCGAAUAUGUUGUCGAGAUCUUCAAGUACAUGAAGCAGACCGAGGUUGAAGAAAUUGUUGCACCAUCCAUCUCGCACUUCCUUCACUGCGCGGACUCAUCCUACACUGAAUCCGAUAUCCUUCUCGCAGAGCGGUACAUCCUGAAAACAAUCGAUUGGAACUUGAGCUAUCCGAACCCGAUGCACUUCCUGCGCCGCACACGCAAAUCGGAUGAUCACAAUGGGGAAACACUGGAGUGGCGGUUGCUGGCCACGCCACCUUCCCUGCUGCUGCUGCGCCGACCUGGUUGGGACACCUCAUUCUCGGCAACAAUAAAUGGAAAUCUCAAGAGAAAGCUUUCUGAGUCCAGACAGCCAAGUAUCUAUGCUGCAACAUCUGCUGACCCUGAUCCUUCACUUUCCCCUGCGAGUCAUGAUGACUUCAGCAUGUAUUGUAUGGAUGAUUCACCUGUCGACACGCAAGCCAAUGGACCGUCCAUGGUGCCCGAAACAACACCACAUGAUAUGGAUUCCAAAUAUUCGUUAGCCGAUCUCUGGAACAAGAUCAUCGGCAGUUGA
This is a messenger RNA of Suillus fuscotomentosus, 717 nucleotides long. RefSeq lists its product as uncharacterized. The transcript has 3 exons. The coding region runs from base 1 to 717 and encodes 238 amino acids. NCBI's taxonomy places the organism in Eukaryota, Fungi, Basidiomycota, Agaricomycetes, Boletales, Suillaceae. The record is from RefSeq and is a predicted model, not a curated record.